This is a messenger RNA of Humulus lupulus (European hop), 799 nucleotides long. RefSeq lists its product as uncharacterized. Bases 122 to 676 code for a protein of 184 amino acids. Gene Ontology annotation, cellular component: cytoplasm. The transcript has 2 exons. The record is from RefSeq and is a predicted model, not a curated record. Gene Ontology annotation, molecular function: oxidoreductase activity, acting on a sulfur group of donors, disulfide as acceptor; protein-disulfide reductase activity. NCBI's taxonomy places the organism in Eukaryota, Viridiplantae, Streptophyta, Magnoliopsida, Rosales, Cannabaceae.
AAGCCUAUUUCUCUUUCAACUCAAUCAUCCAAUAUCGAGCUCCAUCCACUCGUAUCUCACUAUCUCUCCCUCUCUCUACCCUCUCAGAUCGGUCUCUUCGGAGCUCGGAUCUUCUGCGGCAAUGGCUACCGUACUCGAAACCCUAACUCUUCCUCGCUGUUCUGCUCUGCCUUCCCGCGCUUUGUCUCCGAUUACAACCUCUUCGGCUUCUUCGCUCGCGGCCCGCCGGGCGUUGCCGCAGUUUAGAGGCCUCAAGCUCAGCCCCACUCACUCUGUAGGAUCGGUGAGUUCCGCUCCGAGUUCGAGAAUCACUCGUCGUGGUGGACUCGUCGUCUGCGAGGCUCAGGAUACCGCUGUUGGUGCGGCUCCUGUAACCGACUCAUCUUGGAAGUCCCUUGUCCUUGACUCUGAAUUCCCUGUGGUCGUUGAAUUCUGGGCACCUUGGUGUGGGCCUUGUCGUAUGAUUCACCCUAUAGUUGAUGAAUUGGCAAAACAAUAUGCUGGAAAGGUCAAAUUCUUCAAAGUAAACACUGAUGAGAACCCUACAAUUGCUACACAGUAUGGUAUUCGAAGCAUCCCAACUGUUAUUAUGUUCAAGAAUGGUGAGAAGAAGGAGGCAAUUAUUGGUGCUGUUCCCAAAUCCACUUUAACCACAAGCAUAGAGAAAUUCUUGUAGAAGUGGUGAGAAAGCCUUUGUCGAAAAUCGAAAUUAAGUAUGUACUUGUAAUUUUUGCUUCGAUCUUUUUAUUCCAGAUUCUCAACUCUAGCUGUUUUGCAUAAUAAACUCCUCUCUUGUACA